Salvelinus sp. IW2-2015 is the source of this 234-nucleotide messenger RNA. Its product is annotated as LIM domain transcription factor LMO4-like. NCBI's taxonomy places the organism in Eukaryota, Metazoa, Chordata, Actinopteri, Salmoniformes, Salmonidae. The record is from RefSeq and is a predicted model, not a curated record.
AUGGUGAAUCCUGGAGGUAGCAGCCAGCCCCCUCCGGUGGGAGCAGGGUCGUCCUGGAAGAGGUGUGCGGGCUGCGGGGGGAAGAUCGCUGACCGCUUCCUUCUCUAUACCAUGGACAGCUACUGGCACAGCCGAUGCCUGAAGUGCUCCUGCUGCCAGGCCCCUGGGGAGAUAGGCACCUCCUGUUACACCAAGAGCGGCAUGAUCCUCUGCAGAAACGACUACAUCAGGUGA